AUGGCUGAUGUUUCCAGCGAAGCCGCGUCAGCGCCGGCGCCGACAGCGACGGGGUCUCGGUCUCCAGAGACAGACUUCCCAACCGACACAGCGACAGCACUUGCGAAGACAACAUCAGCAGAAGGGCCAGAACCGACAACAGCAGUAGAACCAACAAAAGGACGCAAAAUAAUCCGGAGGAAACGGAGGCCUGCUCGUCCACAGGUCGACCCAGCGACGUUCCGUACCGAGCCACCACCACAGACUGGCGUGACCUUCAACAUCUGGUACAACAAGUGGAGUGGCGGCGACCGGGAAAGCGGUGCAGCCAGCUCGACGGCCGCCAAGGGCCGGUGCAACGUGGCCAAGGACUCGGGCUACACCCUCGCCGACAACAUUUCGGGUUCCUACUUUUGCCUCUUUUUUGCGCGCGGCCUCUGCCCCAAGGGAAGCGACUGCCCCUACCUUCACCGCCUCCCCACCGUCACCGACAUCUUCAACCCCAACGUCGACUGUUUUGGCCGCGACAAGUUUUCCGACUACCGCGACGACAUGGGCGGCGUCGGCUCCUUUUUGCGGCCUAACCGCACGAUCUACAUUGGCCGCAUCCAUGUGUCCGACGACAUUGAAGAGGUCGUCGCCCGCCAUUUUGCUGAGUGGGGGCAGAUUGAGCGCACGCGCGUCCUCAACACACGCGGUGUUGCGUUCGUCACCUACACCAACGAGGCCAACGCCCAGUUCGCCAAGGAGGCCAUGGCCCACCAGUCGCUCGACCACGAAGAGAUUCUCAAUGUGCGCUGGGCCACGGUCGACCCCAACCCCAUGGCGCAGGCGCGCGAGGCCCGGCGCGUCGAGGAGCAGGCGGCCGCGGCCAUUCGCGCGAUCCUGCCAGCAGACUACAUUGCCGAGCUCGAGGGCCGGGACCCGAAUGCGUCCAAGCGGCGUCGUAUCGAGGGCGGAUUCGGGUUGCAAGGGUACGAGGCGCCGGACGCGGUGUGGUUCGCACGGGAGCGGGCGGACAGGGAAGGCAGGGACGGUGGGGAGGCCCAUACGCGUAAUGGCCAAGCGCAAGGAGAGCAGCCACAAGGACAGCAGCUGGAGGCAGCACCAGAAGAGCCGCCAGCAGCGCGCGGUGUCCUCUCCAGUGCCACAUUAGCGGCUCUGGCACGACAGCGGGAACGCUCGAGCGGGCUGGUAAUCAAGACUGCCAAGGAGGCGAAGCCGGCGGCCGCAUUAGUCGACUAUGGCAGUGACAGCGACGAUGACGAGUGA
Sporothrix schenckii 1099-18 is the source of this 1251-nucleotide messenger RNA. Its product is annotated as cell cycle control protein (Cwf2). Gene Ontology annotation, molecular function: metal ion binding; pre-mRNA binding; U6 snRNA binding. The record is from RefSeq and is a predicted model, not a curated record. Lineage: Eukaryota; Fungi; Ascomycota; Sordariomycetes; Ophiostomatales; Ophiostomataceae. Gene Ontology annotation, cellular component: U2-type catalytic step 1 spliceosome; Prp19 complex; U2-type catalytic step 2 spliceosome. The transcript is spliced from 2 exons. Bases 1 to 1251 code for a protein of 416 amino acids.